Molecule: messenger RNA, 1286 nt
Organism: Daucus carota subsp. sativus
Lineage: Eukaryota; Viridiplantae; Streptophyta; Magnoliopsida; Apiales; Apiaceae
Product: bifunctional nitrilase/nitrile hydratase NIT4B-like
Exons: 5
Coding region: 101-1120 (339 amino acids)
Biological process (GO): detoxification of nitrogen compound
Molecular function (GO): nitrile hydratase activity; nitrilase activity
Source: RefSeq, a predicted model, not a curated record
UGUACAUAUACUCCUGUGCUUACGCUUUUGUAAUAGAUAAUUAGAUAUCAUAUAUCCGGUCGUGGUGGGAGAAAAUUGUCUGAAAGCACAAAGAAGAAAGAUGGCAAUAAUCCCAGGCGAGGCCAUAGCAGCAGAGGUAGAAAUGGGUGCAGAUUCAUCUACUGUGAGAGCCACUGUGGUUCAAGCCUCCACCAUUUUUUAUGACACCCCUGCUACUCUUGAUAAGGCUGAAAGAUUGCUUGCUGAAGCAGCUUCAUACGGUUCUCAACUUGUUGUGUUUCCAGAAGCUUUUGUGGGUGGUUAUCCACGUGGAUCAACUUUUGGAGUUACGAUUGGUAAUCGUACAGAAAAGGGUAAAGAGGAAUUUAGGAAGUAUUAUGCUUCAGCCAUUGAUGUGCCUGGUCCAGAAGUUGAUCGAUUGGCAGCCAUGGCUGGAAAGUACAAGGUACAUUUAGUGAUAGGUGUUAUAGAGAGGGAUGGAUAUACACUUUAUUGUACUGUCCUUUUCUUCAAUUCACAAGGUCAGUACCUUGGAAAGCACCGAAAACUCAUGCCCACAGCAUUAGAGCGCAUCAUUUGGGGAUUUGGAGAUGGAUCCACAAUUCCAGUUUUUGAGACUCCAAUUGGGAAGAUUGGUGCAGCCAUCUGCUGGGAGAAUAGGAUGCCUCUUCUAAGGACUGCAAUGUAUGCUAAAGGAAUUGAAAUCUAUUGCGCACCAACUGCUGAUGCAAGGCCUGUAUGGCAGGCAUCAAUGACACAUAUAGCUCUUGAGGGUGGCUGCUUUGUUUUAUCUUCCAACCAGUUUUGUCGAAGGAAAGACUACCCACCGCCUCCAGAAUACGUAUUUACUGGCACAGAGGAUGAUCUUGCACCAGAAUCUGUUGUUUGUGCAGGUGGAAGUGUCAUUAUAUCGCCAUCUGGUACUAUUCUAGCAGGACCCAACUAUGAAGGGGAGGCACUUCUAACAGCUGAUCUUGAUCUCGGAGAUAUAGCGAAUGAGAAAUUCGCCUUCGACGUAGUUGGGCAUUACUCAAGGCCAGAAGUGCUGAGUCUUAAUGUGAGAGACCACCCUACAAGACCGGUUACCUUCACAUCAGCAAAAACUGAAGAUUCGAAGUAGCAUGUAACUGAUAAAAUUCCCUAAAUAAUAUUUGCAAAAUGUUGGUGGUUAGUACACACUUGUACAUCAUUGGGUACUAAUCUCUGAGCAAUCUAAAUUCCUGAAGUCCAAUCAAAUUAUGUACUAUGUUAUGUUUUGGUUCAUCUCAAGGGAUAUCAUUUCAAUC